CAAACUAGUGAGGUCGAACUUUGUAGAACAAACAUACUUCUAUUAUUCCUGAAAAGACCCUUCUAGAUAGCCGUUAAAACCCCCCAAAAUUGCAACCCAUCUCUCUCCCACCGAAUUUCACAACUUCUUCCAUUAAAUCACAGGCCAACUGCUUGCUUUUCCCCUUCAAAAAAGUUUCGAAAGAUGGAAGAACAACAUGUCAACAAAAGAAGAAAGACAGAAGAAAUCAACAACAACGCAAGAUCAACAAAGAAAAUAAAGAUGUAUUGCCCAGCAUCAUCAAAAACAGCAGAAAUAAUGGCGUGUGAAGACCAGAGAUUAGAUAUAGGCACUAUUGCUCGAAUGUUCGGGCUCGAACCCGCGACCUUGAGGUUCAAUGGACACUUUAUUACCAGAGGAGUAGACCUUAUUGCUUCGUCUGUCACAUGGAGGUCGCUUCUCUCUUUCUUCUCUUCUCGGGGUUUGUGCACUGGUACUGAUUCUUCCGCUGCUCUCGUCGUCGACGGCAAGCUCGUCAAGUGCGGGACCAAGAUUGUUGCCCGAUCAAGUUUAAAAGAGAAGAUGCCUAUCAGAAUAAACGUGAAUGCUUUUAUGGCUCUAAGGAUGAAGAGAGAGUUACAAGAAAAGGCGAUGAUUGAGCCCCAACCACCUUUUCUCAAGCGCAAGAAGGAAUCUACCAAUGAAGCACAUUGCCCUCAGACAGUGAUUGCCUCGGAGCGGCUGCACUCAAGCGUUGAGAGGAGGCCUUCAUCGAGUAGAGGGCCAUCAUCUCGAUUGAGGCUUGGAGAUGUCGACUUUAAUAGGGAUGACAUGGGCUUCCUCAGACGAUAACCUAUACUCUUUGUUCUCCCUUGCCACCGCCAAAGAGGGUGCAUAAGCCUAUAGCUGGGAUGGACGUCCCUUUCACUAGAAUGAUACGCGACGAUAAGGAUCGGCGGUUUAGGAAGAUUUGCAAGGAGCUAUAUUCCGCUAAAGAUGAGGAGUACUUGAACUCCAUAGGUGAGGAUGAGGUGGAUGAGCUUCAUCACUCUUGGAUCGACGUAAGUGUUGUGGUCAUUCUUCGUGUUUUAUUGCGUUGUAUGUUCUCUUGAUUUCUUGUUUUUAUCUUUGCAGAUGUCCAUUCGGAUGACUACCUUGGCCCGCCGUCGCAUUACUUUGGCUGAGGAGAACAAGAAGCUAUCUGCUUCGGUGUCCGAGUUAAAGGCUGCGGCUCAGCAUCACCAAGGGAUCGUGAAAGACUUGGAGACAAGGCUUCAUAAAUCUGAGUGCGAACUGACGAGAGCCAUGAGGACCAUCGAUAACAAUCAAAUUGACUUUAAUGAGAAGUCAUAUGAGAUGAAUGUCCGAAUUAAUUUUCUGACAAAGGAGCGUGAUGAUAUAGUGAGGAGAGUGCAUCGUCUUACGAUGAAGCUUGAUGAGGCUCUAGUUAAGGCUGACAGGUGUGCUAAAGAAUGGUUCGAGCUUGGCAAAACUCGGAUAAGUGUGAGGUGUACAACGCCGAAGUGGGUGAGAGCUCCUACCAGGCUGGCGAGAUAGAUGCGCUAGAGCGGAUGAGAUAGGCUAUAAGUCAGGACCACCCAACCUUUGAUUGGGAGGCGCAAACUCAGACCUACCGGUCUCUUUACAAAGUUGAGAUGGCUUCGCUGCACGCUCAAAUGCAAUCCACUUGUCUGGAUCAGCAGGUUGAGCGUGGCACCUAACAAUUCUAGGAAGGUUAUAAGGAUGUCGAGUAUGCGGAAGAUGGUUGGGACUUUGGCAGUUCUUUUCAUUAGUGCUCAUGUAGAGACUUAGUUUUUAUUUCUCUUUAUAGAGUUAGCUUUUUGUUUGCUUGUAGUUUGGGGUUGCCUUCCUUGCGUAGUUGUUCUUCAAAUAAGUAGUCUUUGUUUGCUUGUUGUUCUUAUGUUGUAAUACACUAUAAUGGUAAUGAAAAUUUUAUCUUUCAUUGA
Beta vulgaris subsp. vulgaris (sugar beet) is the source of this 1946-nucleotide messenger RNA. RefSeq lists its product as uncharacterized. The transcript is spliced from 3 exons. The record is from RefSeq and is a predicted model, not a curated record. Lineage: Eukaryota; Viridiplantae; Streptophyta; Magnoliopsida; Caryophyllales; Amaranthaceae. The coding region runs from base 184 to 831 and encodes 215 amino acids.